UGUUGUUGUCACUUCUGGAAAGAAAAAUGGCUGCCUUAGCGGUUGUUGAGACACCGUCCGGGAAAGAUGCAAUUGCGGAGGGACUGCUUGAUCUAUUGAAGCCAGCGGUCCAACAGCUUGAUCUUCAUGUGCACUCAGUAAGGGAAAGCCAAGUGGAACUACGGGAACACAUAGACAAUCUAGCCACAGAGUUGUGCAGGAUAAAUGAACACCAGAAGGUGGCACUAGACCUAGACCCCUAUGUGAAGAAACUGCUCAAUGCCAGACGCAGGGUUGUGCUGGUCAACAACAUACUACAGAAUGCUCAGGAACGGCUGCGACGGCUCAAUCACAACGUCGCCAAAGAGACGGCACGUCGGAAGACCACGCUGGAGACGUCAGGAGCGUUCACCCCCCGGUCACCCAGUAAACCAUGACCCUAAGCCUCACUGCACAGGCUGGAACAAACUGCUCAACAACACUGUCCCGUGUCCUGGACUGAGUUACGUUUUCACAUUUAACUCUACACCCAAUUGGGAUGUAGCAUCGGGCACCGCAGCAGUGAGACUUUCUGUUCUCACGGACUAAGGCAUCGCUGAGUUUAUUUGCUUAAACACCCACCUUACAUUUCUAAUUUGGGCUGUUGUAACAGUGUGUACAUUCAAACUAAACUACUGGUUAACAAUAAACCAAAGAUGGAAUCAGAUAUGUUUUGUUGAGACAACUUCAAAUGUUAGAAUUGUGCAAGAUGAAAUGAAUAUUGCAAAUAUGUUUGUUUUUUCUUUUAUUCCAUUUCAAGUCAUCAUUCUUUUGAGAUUGCAUUAUGUGUACAGCUUUGCUAUGUCCAUGAGAUGGCGGGGUUAUAAGCUUUCCAUUACACUGAUAUGGGCUUGCCAAUACAUAUUCACACUGUAUUUCAUGAAAGUUCUAGCAUGUUCAGACAAUGUUGAUAAAAAUAAAAAAAUAUGUUUUGUUUAUUAUUUUGAGGAAGGAUUGUGGAACCAUGGCUAACUGUUUAACUUAAAAGUAAGUUUUGAAAGAAAAAAAGUUUAAACUAUUGUAGUACUUUGGGACUUUUGAUUUGUACAACCUCUCUCUCCAGGGUAUGCGUAUGAAUUCCAUUGAAAGCUAUGCUGACAAGUAUGUUGUUGAUGGACCCGGUUGCCCUCUAGGGUGAAGCAUUUUUGUUACUGUGAAUGUUUGGAAACAGUCAUCACUGUUUCACGCUUCUAGCAGCAGCUGAUAUGCAAACCUGUCAGAUAUGAUGUGUUAAACUUUUUUUGUUGAAGUUAAUGGCAGCGUCUGUACUCUGCUUUUGCUAUUGAAUAAAACAGAAGAAUCACUUUUUUCCCCCCAGCGCUUUA
This is a messenger RNA of Esox lucius (northern pike), 1343 nucleotides long. RefSeq names its product SNAP associated protein (gene snapin). The coding region runs from base 27 to 416 and encodes 129 amino acids. The record is from RefSeq and is a predicted model, not a curated record. Gene Ontology annotation, molecular function: SNARE binding. The transcript is spliced from 4 exons. Gene Ontology annotation, cellular component: BLOC-1 complex; synaptic vesicle; BORC complex. NCBI's taxonomy places the organism in Eukaryota, Metazoa, Chordata, Actinopteri, Esociformes, Esocidae. Gene Ontology annotation, biological process: endosome to lysosome transport; lysosome organization; intracellular protein transport.